Messenger RNA from Macadamia integrifolia, 787 nucleotides. RefSeq names its product reactive Intermediate Deaminase A, chloroplastic-like. Gene Ontology annotation, molecular function: deaminase activity. Bases 23 to 604 code for a protein of 193 amino acids. NCBI's taxonomy places the organism in Eukaryota, Viridiplantae, Streptophyta, Magnoliopsida, Proteales, Proteaceae. The record is from RefSeq and is a predicted model, not a curated record. The transcript has 6 exons. Gene Ontology annotation, cellular component: cytosol.
UGAAAAAAAGAGAGAAAAGAGAAUGGCAUUAAGCGCCGCAGGAUCUUUCUCAGUGCCGCCGGCGGCGGCGGCGGCGGCGGCAGAACAGCGGAGACUACGAACCCAGCAUCCGUUCUCCUUAGGCAUGGGCUGCGUUUCUCUUGUGGGUUCCAGCGCGUGGCGAUCUUCGUCUUCCUCUCGAUCGCAGAAGCCAUUUGCUUCGUUGAGUAUUUCUGCUGAUGCCAGUUUAAAGGAGGCUGUUCGAACUGAAAAAGCACCUGCGGCAUUGGGACCAUACUCUCAGGCCAUCAAAGCCAACAAUAUGCUCUUUGUGUCUGGCGUUCUGGGUCUUGUUCCAGAGACUGGGAAAUUCAUCUCAGAUGGGGUGGAGGAGCAAACAGAGCAGGUUCUCAAGAAUAUGGGGGAAAUACUGAAAGCUGGUGGUGCUAGUUAUUCUUCAGUCGUUAAGACAACGAUUUUGUUGGCGGACUUGAAAGAUUUCAAGCAAGUGAAUGAGAUCUAUGGUAAAUAUUUCCCAUCACCUGCACCAGCACGUGCAACAUACCAGGUUGCAGCAUUGCCCUUGAACGCAAAGAUUGAGAUUGAAUGCAUUGCAGCUCUCUAGUUUGAUAUUAUGAUUUGAUAAGACUGGCUGAUCCACCAACAAAAGCUCAAGUCUGACCAUGUCCAUGAAGGAGGAAUGCUGUUUUUACUUGACCUUUUUCUAAGAGUAUCUAUCAGUGUAGGCUAGCUGGAUAAAGAUGAAAAUGAAGUGAAAUCUCCCUAAUUACCUUUCUUUGUUUUAUCA